Molecule: messenger RNA, 1146 nt
Organism: Sungouiella intermedia
Lineage: Eukaryota; Fungi; Ascomycota; Pichiomycetes; Serinales; Metschnikowiaceae
Source: the annotation of a GenBank genome assembly
AUGGUUUCCUCACACAACUCCGGCAGGUAUUCCAAGCUCGAAAGUAAGCUGGACACUGUGUCAGAGUCCGAAAUGGAUGCCGGUUGUGAAACCACAGAGUUCCUUCCCAAGGAUUCAGAGACUCUAUGGGAAGGCGCCGAAGUCGCCUCUGUCGAGUCCAAUACUCCUUCGGUGGCUUAUGAAGAUGCUGAAGAGUCUAGCCCGUAUAUAGAAGGCAGCUCCUCCAACUUGGCAUUCACUGGAGAGUCAAAUUCCACCAGUGAAAACAGACACGGUUCUGACCCAGUCACUGCGCCUUCGGCAGAUUUGGAAAGCCAGCUGCUGAAUGGUCUGGGCUUGUCGGCCCGCCAGCGGGCUCUCAACGUGAUCCAGUACAUUUUCCCUGUCAGACAGACAUACGAACGGCUCAGUAAUGGUAUUGCUACUGGUAGAAUGCAAGCCAAUACCCCAGGUCGGUUUGUGGGCCAGGGCACCGAUGGUGUAUUCCGCAAUCUCAUGGCAAAACCUGAUACCGAGGACAAUAGAAUCACCCAGGAGCAGCAUCCUCCGACUUAUGAGGAGGCCGCUGCCGAUGCCACCCCGGAGUACUGGGAAACCACCAUGAUCAGUCCUAUGUACGAGGACGAGGUGUUUGUCCAGGGCCUUCCCGUGGGUAAUGUGGCCAACUUUGUUUGGAAUGUGCUUGUUACAGUUGCAUUUCAACUUAUCGGCUUUAUUUUGUGCUACUUGUUGCACACUUCUCAUGCAGCCAAACAGGGAACACGUGGAGGACUUGGUAUCACACUUGUUAUGUAUGGAUACAGCAUUAUUCCCGCCAACUUCGGUCAUUCUGACCGGAUUCCCAUCAAAUUUGUGCCUGAUGAGCCCAACCUGAUCGAUAUUUCAGCUCUGACUUCGAUCAAAGGCGAACAUUUCGACACCUAUCUGCUGGGGUUACACCUGAACGACGACACAAGCACGCUCCUUGCGGCCACUAAGAAGCCCUAUUUUGCUUAUGGCUUGAUCGCACUUGGCAUAUUCAUUAUCAUCAAGUCCAUAGUGGACUUCUACAAGGUAAAACAGGUUGAAAAACUGAUAUUGGCUCCACAGCGUGCCCAGGAGGUCCACACGGUAACUGACAAUGUAAACGAGCAUGAGGGUCCUUAG